Messenger RNA from Oppiella nova, 955 nucleotides. Lineage: Eukaryota; Metazoa; Arthropoda; Arachnida; Sarcoptiformes; Oppiidae. The record is from the annotation of a GenBank genome assembly.
GUGUGAAUCACUGACUAAUGGCUUCUCUGUGUGUGAUAUUUGUUGACAAAUAGAUGUGAUUUGAAGUGAUUAUUGACACAAGAAGUUGACAAUGAAUUGGAGGAAUGGCAUGAAGUGGGCCAUAGCGUGCGCGUGGAUGUCAUGUCUUAUGGUGUGUCUCGUGGGCAGUGAGUCGUGCAAUGAGGCCGUGUGUGCGUCCAUUGUGUCCAAGUGUAUGCUCUUGGAGUCGUGCAAAUGCGAGGACUUCCGCGGCAACCGGACCUGUUCCAGAGACUGCUACCACUGCCUCGACUAUCUCUACCACGACUGCUGCUCAUGCGUUGAGAUGUGUCCGAAGGCGAACACAACGGACUCAUCGCUGGCCUCCAAGUCUCACGUGGAAGAGCUCACUGAAGCCCAACACGACUUGUUCUCUGUCCUCACCGAAGAGAGAGACCAUUUGCUUCGGUGGACCUCUUACUCGUUCCCAUUGAAGGUAGUGGUCAUGGAGUCGAUUGCCUCACAACCGCAUACGGAUGUCAUGAAAAACAACGGAUCCGAUGGCAUCGACAUCGAGAAGGACAUAGCCGUCAACUGUACGGUCGCUUAUAUGUCUCAAUGCAUGUCUUGGAACAAAUGCAAGUCUUCGUGCACUUCGAUGGGCGCCUCCUCUUACCGGUGGUUUCACGACGGCUGCUGUGAAUGUGUCGGCAGUUAUUGUAUUAAUUAUGGGAUCAAUGAGUCGAAGUGUCUUCAGUGUCCACUCUCUCCCGAGAAUAGUGUGAACCAAGAGGUCGAUGAACACGACCCCAACGCCGCCACCGAUGAGCGCAUCUCUGACUAUGACAUCGACGACAACCGGAACAACGAGGACGAGAACGGAUCCCAUAAUACGCUGACUUCCAGUGAAAAGAGCGAUAAGACUGACAAACAAACGAAUAAAAAAUCAAAUGAUAAUCAAAACGAUAAGAAAGAA